UAUGUUAUAACCAAGACCACCAUUUCCAUCAGGACAGAUGGAUUUAAUUUUAGGAAAGACUGAAAACUAUGGAGCAUUAUAUUUAAGUGGCAUAGAAGCAGCUAUGAAUCCAUUAUUAUUGUAAUAAAACUAAAUUGGAGCAGUGCUAACAGUGGGUACAGAGUUGGCUAACCUCAAAUUUGAUUGUGAAUAAAAAGUAGUUAUGCUGACCAUCUUUAGUUGAUUAUGUUACAUGAUACUGCAUAUGAUCCUAUAAGAAGACAUUUUGAGGAGGCCAUACAUUUUAUUGAAGAAUAACGAAAAACAAAGAAUGUUUUAGUCCACUGUUUUGUUGGUGUUAGCAGAAGUGCUACAUUAGUGAUAGCUUAUUUAAUGCAAACGUAUAAUUACUCACUUCAAGUUGCACUUACAUUCCUCAUUAGUAGGAGACCUUAAAUAAACCCAAAUCCAGGGUUUAUGUAACAACUAUAAUAAUUUGAUUUUGAAUUAAAUAAAAGAAGAUAACAAAGACCUGCAAGUACUUAAUAUAUUAGAUGUUAUAAUGAAAGAGAUAGAAGAGAAUCUAUGGAAGUAAGAUCAACAAGAUAAAUUCCAAAUUAAAGUCCAUUAAAAAGAGUAAAUUAGAAAGCUAUGUCAGCUAAAUCAUUAUUUUUGACUCCUAAAAAAAGUGAAGCUUAAAAUUAUUUUAAUUCUACUCCUGCCGUUAAACCAAAUAAUUCAAUAGAAAUUAAAUAAAUUAUAAAAAGUGCAUAAAAUUUGGACAGUGCUGUCUUAAGAUAAUCAAAUUAUUAUGGAAAUAAUACUAAAAAAUUAGCUGAAACUGCAAUUAAUGGAUUUAAAUCUGCUUCUUCUUUCUGUAAGACAUUCUCAAAUCAUUUUCCUAUGGCUAAAAACUAAAUGUUAGCCUAAACAUAAACACUAUUAAAGAGAACUCAAGGCUCUGGAUUAUGUCAAAAGGGAAGAUAACCAAUAAGAGCUUAAACCAAGAUUGAAUAUAAUAUAUGAU
Molecule: messenger RNA, 1006 nt
Organism: Paramecium pentaurelia
Lineage: Eukaryota; Ciliophora; Oligohymenophorea; Peniculida; Parameciidae
Source: the annotation of a GenBank genome assembly